AUGUUAUCAAGCCUGCUGUGGGUACUCGGUUUCACGGGGCUGCAGGGGGUACUGAGGGUACCCGGGGUUAGGGAUGAAAUAGGGGAGGGUAGUGGGGUGUCCAUGAUGGUGGUGGUGGCCGCCAUGAUGGUGGUGGUGGUCAUGGCUGUGGUGGUGGUGGCUUGGGGGCUUAGGGAGAGCGACUGGCGGGCAGGUAGUGGUGGUAGUUGGCGGGGGGACAGGGAUGGGGAUGAAGACAGGAGGGGGAGGGGGAGGAGGAAGGGGGCGGUGGUGGUGGUGGUGGUCAUGGCUGUGGUGGUGGUGGCUCGGGGGCUGGGGCUGAGGAGCCGGAGGGCAGGUAGUGGUGGUAGUUGGUGGGGGGACAGGGAUGGGGAUGAAGACGGGAGGCGGAGGAGGAGGAGGGUGGUGGUGGUGGUGGUCGUGGCUGUGGUGGUGGUGGCUAGGAGGCUGGGGCUUAGGAGCCGGAGGGCAGGUAGUGGUGGUAGUUGGUGGGGGGACAGGGAUGGGGAUGAAGACGGGAGGACGAGGAGGAGGAGGGUGGUGGUGGUGGUGGUCGUGGCUGUGGUGGUGGUGGCUCGGGGGCUGGGGCUUAGGAGCCGGUGGGCAGGUAGUGGUGGUAGUUGGCGGGGGAACAGGGAUGGGGAUGAAGAUGGGAGGAGGAGGAGGAGGAGGGUGGUGGUGGUGGUGAUGAUGGCCGUGGCUGUGGUGGUGGUGGCUCGGGGGCCUGGGGUGAGGAGCCGGUGGGCAGGUAGUAGUGGUAGUGGGUGGAGGAACUGGAAUCGGGACAAAGAUUGGUGGGGGCGGAGGAGGAGGAUGAUGAUGAUGAUGAUGUGGAUGAUGAUGCGGAUGGUGAUGGAAUUGCUCAAAAGAGUGGGAGAACUGGGGGAAAUGGGAGUCUGCAGCCUGCGAGGACUGGAGGAACUGGUUGAACAACUUGUCUAG
Molecule: messenger RNA, 942 nt
Organism: Eimeria tenella
Lineage: Eukaryota; Apicomplexa; Conoidasida; Eucoccidiorida; Eimeriidae
Exons: 1
Coding region: 1-942 (313 amino acids)
Source: RefSeq, a predicted model, not a curated record